AUGGGGGUGGUGACGCUGCUAGGAUCUCUCACCUGGGUGCGGCUGUUUGAUGAGCUGGCCAGGCGAGACCUCAUUGAACGGGUGAGUUGUGAGUGUGGCUGGGGUUGGGAGUUGGAAAGGUGCGUGGCUUUGGGGCAGCGGCAUCACUGGGGAGUGGCAGGAUCCGGUGAUGGGGGUGGUAACCCUGCUGGGAUCGCUCAUCUGGGUGCGGCUAAGCUGAGUCGCAAGCUCGUGCACAUCACAACAGGCCUCCUCUUCAUGCUCUUCUGGCCUCUCUUCAGCACGAGCUUCAACGCUCGCUUCUUCGCCAGUGCCGUCCCGCUCAUCAACGCCACGCGCCUGCUGCUGCUGGGGCUGGGAGUGACACGCAACGAAGGCAUGGUCAAGGCUAUGAGCCGAGAGGGUAGCUCCAGUGAGCUCUUGGGCGGCCCCCUUUACUACAUCCUCACGCUAGCCUUCGUUACAAUCACAUUCUGGCGCUCCUCCCCCGUUGGGGGCGUGGCACUGGCGCUCAUGUGCGGUGGAGAUGGCAUCGCUGACAUCGUGGGGCGGAGAGUAGGUUCCGCAAAGCUGCCAUGGAACGACCAGAAGAGCUGGGCAGGGAGCAUCGCCAUGCUGCUCUUUGGCUAUGGCCUCGCCCUCUUCACCAUUCAUCUCUUCACAGCAGCAGGAUUCUACUCCUCUGAUUGGCUGCUGCUGCCGAACCUGCCUCUCCGAGUCUUCCUGGUCAGCCUCGGAGCUACAGUGGUGGAGUCUCUUCCAAUCAGCGAUAAGCUGGACGACAACCUCACUGUACCACUCUCCACCGUUCUGUUUGGCAUGCUACUGCUGCAACUGUGA
Messenger RNA from Closterium sp. Naga37s-1, 840 nucleotides. The record is from the annotation of a GenBank genome assembly. NCBI's taxonomy places the organism in Eukaryota, Viridiplantae, Streptophyta, Zygnematophyceae, Desmidiales, Closteriaceae.